UCUCAUUCGGCGUUUUUUCUGUGUGCGGCAAAAAUCUCCAGCAGUCAAGUCAGCUCGACCUCCAUAGCCAAGCUACCUGAGAAAAGCAAUUGCAAGAAAUUUCUAAAAUUUGCAGAUUUUGUUUGAGACCAAGUGUUGUUUUUGGCAUUUCGGCGAGUCGUGUUUUUCGUAUUCCGAAACCUAAUAACUUAACGUGUUUUUCGCGCUUCGCUUUUGAAAGUAAAACAACCAACAGUAAAUCAAAAUGGCUGAUGUGGCUGAGCAAAAAAAGUGAUGAGACCCCUGUUGUCGAGAAGGUGCCCGCUGAGGAAGUGGAUGCCGUGAAGAAGGAUGCUGUCGUCGCAGCCGAAGAAGCAACCGUCGAGAAGCCAACCGCCACAGAGAACGGUGCUGCCGAUGAGGAGAGCAGUGCCAAGGAGAACGGAGCUGCUGCCCCCGCUGCCGAUAAGGCCGACAAGGUCGCCGCCGAUGCCGUUGAUGGUGAGAAGGCCGCCGAGACCCCCGCCGCCGAAGCUGCUGAGGAGAAGAAGGACGAGGAGGCGGCAGUCGCUGGCGAUGAGGCCAAGGAGAGCGGCGAGGCAGCCCCCGCAGCUGUUGAGAAUGGAGCCGAAGAGGCAGCCAACGGUGACUCAACAGACGCGCCAGUCGUCGAGGCUGUGAAGCGGAAGGUGGAUGAGGCCUCCGCUAAGGCCGAUGAGGCCGUUGCCACCCCCGAGAAGAAAGCGAAGCUGGACGAGGCCAGCACAAAGGAUGAGGUUCAAAACGGUGCCGAGGCCAGCGAGGUGGCUGCCUAAAUGGUGCAUCGUCUAGGUCUGCAGCAGCCGCCGUGCACACACAUUACUCGUACAUAUAAAUUACUUACUAACACUAAAACAAAAGAACUCACACACACAAAAAUGAACGCCCGCUCUCCCCAAACGCAGCAGACCUCUGUGUGCACCGGCAAGUUUGAAUACGUUUGAGACAUGUUUGUCGGGGCUUGAGUGUGUUUGUGCGAGCUGGGGGGGGGGGUUUGGGCGCAAUUAUCUUUAAAAAUCCUGCAAUGGGAGCAUAGUCCUAAAGCGAAUCGAUUCUGUCUCUCUACUAACAAACCCAACAAAAAAAAACAACAACAAUUAAGAGGAAGAAAAUCCAUUAUCAUUUAAAAACAUUACUUAACUUAACUUUAAAGAAAAAGUAUAUAUAUAUAUAAAGCAAACGAUUAAGAAGAAAGAACAAGCAAAAGUAAGAUGGCGACGAGACGGAAUCCCUCUAUGUUUUAAGAAAAGUUGUAAACGAAAAGCGUCAUUUAAUAAUUGUAAUAAAUACGAAGCAAAAGAAACAAUUUGCAAAGGAAAAUCCUCCCCCAUUAUAUAAGAACAUGUGACAAAAAAGAGCAAAGGCAAAUUUUUUUCUUUUCCUAAUUAACUGUACGAUCCUAUAAUGUUUAUGAAUAUUUAUAUAUAUAUACAUAUAUCAAGAUCAAAACAAUUGCGAAAACAGCAAACUGCCACGCCCCCUGCACACAAGUAACGCUGGCAAAAGAACAAACAAAAAAAAACUUGGAAAAAUUCGUACAUAUAGAAACAAUAAAACCGGAUAAGAAAU
This is a messenger RNA of Drosophila guanche, 1587 nucleotides long. It is a transcript of the gene Df31, whose product is annotated as cytochrome c1. Bases 252 to 794 code for a protein of 180 amino acids. Lineage: Eukaryota; Metazoa; Arthropoda; Insecta; Diptera; Drosophilidae. The record is from RefSeq and is a predicted model, not a curated record. The transcript is spliced from 3 exons.